UCUUCCAUUCACAACUGGCCUUUCAACAGGAACUAUUUUGCUGAUGUGGUCCCCAGUAAAAAUGAGUUUGACACCCCUGGUCUAUUUUAUUUUAAUUAGGUUUUUGAAUGACAUUCACUAUGAAUCACACCCAUAAUGCAACGCUUCCUCCAGGGCAUCAAAAUAGCUUCCGCCGACUCUGCUUAAAAUUGCAUUAUUUUGACACUUAAAAAAAAAAAGCUACACUAUGUCAAAUUAGUCACACUGCUAAAAUGUGGGUAUUUUUGUUUUAAAAUAUAUUGUUCACCAGACAAGACGGACAGUGGGCAUUAAAAGAAAAACGAUGAAUGAAAAACUGGUUCGUGCCUGUGCGGUGUUUACAUCAGCUGCUUUAGCUGGGGGAGGGCGGGGCGGAGAGGAAAGCAGGGUGUGCUCUGAUAGGCUCCAGGCUUACUGGUACCCUGCUAAGGAUCCAUGGUCGCAGCUCCCGUCAAGCUGGACACAUUGGUACAUUACUGUCUUUCAAAGCAAAAGCCCGUUGUGCUAUUCUGUGGUACAUUUAGGCAAAGCUGAAACAAUACCGCUGCUAAUGACGGCGACUCGACAACAUUAAAAAACGGCUUACAAAAACACAACCAAAAUAUUUUGAGGCGAAUUCUUUGAAAUUUUGACUUCGCCAAAACCGGAAAUCGCUUUAUUUUAGCUGUUGUUACGUUAGCGCUGGGAAAGAUGGAAGGAUGUGAGUAAGUCUCUCUCUCCUCUCCCUCUCGUUCUGUGCUGUUUGUCUUCUUCCUCCUCCCUUUUUCUUCCUCACCGUCGAAGAUGGGGCUUUGUGGAAACUAGCAGCUCUUCGAGUCUUCGCUGGCCUCCUUGUCACCGUCGGAGAAUGAUCCACCGGCAGGUUCUUUUAUCUCAGAAUUUAUACCAGAAUCGGUUCCUGGGUCUGGUGGCCAUGGCGUCUCCAACCCGAAGCAGCCAGACCCGCCAACGCUGUAAAGGUGCAGUUCGUCACAGCUAUGGGCCAGAAAGCUUCACUGUCAACAGUCUGAACCAGGAAGCCUUUAUGCUGGGGCUGCCUCGCUCUACCAGUGACACUGAUCUGGUGUCUCCGGACACUCGCUCUACACUCACCAUCAAUGCCUUCCAAUAUACCAUAGGUCAGUCUGAAGACCUAGUUAUCACAUGGGACAUCAAGGAGGAGGUUGAUGCUGGAGACUGGAUUGGAAUGUAUCUCUUUGAUGAGCCACUGUCUGAGAACUUUCUUGACUACAAAAACCGAGGACUCAGUGGCUCUCACAAAGGUCAGAUAGUUUGGAAAAUCGACUCCGGCGCUCACUUCAGUAACUCUGAGACCCAGGUCUGCUUCAGAUACUACCAUGGUGUUACUGGAGCACUCAGAGCGACAACUCCCACGGUGACCAUCAAGAAGGGCUCAGCACCUGUGUUAAAGCCAGUGGUUAGUCCUGAGGUUAACCAUGGUCUCAGCAACAGGAGACUCAUUAACUUUUCGCUUUCAGACCUCCAGGCAGUGGGACUGAAGAAGGGCAUGUUCUUCAACCCUGACCCUUACCUAAAGCUCUCCAUUCAGCCUGGGAAGCACAGCAUCUUCCCCUCGCUCCCACACCACGGACAGGAGAAACGCUCCAGAGUGGUGUGCAACACAAUAAACCCGCAGUGGAGCACAGAGAGGUUCAGUUUCGUGUCUCUGCCAACCGAUGUCCUGGAGAUCGAGGUAAAGGACAAGUUUGCCAAGAGUCGACCAAUUAUCAAGCGUUUCCUGGGAAAGCUGUCGGUCCCCGUGCAGAGGCUUUUGGAAAAACACGCCAUUGGGGAUCGGGUAGUAAGUUACUCUCUUGGCCGCAGAUUGCCGACAGAUCAUGUCUGCGGGCAGCUGCAGUUCCGCUUUGAGCUGACCUCCUCUAUUCACCCAGAUGAUGAAGAGGUUUCACUGGUCAUAGAGGCGGCAUGUCCAGAGGGAGGAAAUGCAGCAGAUGUCAACCAUGCAGCUAAUGCACCUGAUGACGACACACUGAGUGUAGGACCAGACAUGCCCGACCUCCCCCUGGAUGUUCCACCCACCCCUGACACCACUGCACCACCAGCUUCCACACUUGACAUAACAACGCCUGAGGAGGUCCCACCUGCUCCCCAGAAAGAAGUGACUGUGUCACCAGAGGUACAUCCCGACCUCAGGGUGGAGGAGCAGCACGAGAGCACCAUAAGGGAGCCUGAGUCCACUGAGCCUCAGGUGGAGGAGGAGGAGGGAGCUGCAGCUCAGCAGCACCAGGAGGUGCUGAGCAAUGUGGAAGUAAAACCGGAGGGUGGAGAAACGGCAACGGCAACUCAGGAGGAGAGAGAAGAGGAAGAGCACAGAGAAGAGUGUGCACCGCAGUCUUUGGAGGUGACAGAAGAAGAUGAAGGGUCUGGACAGGAAAGCCAACAAAAACAAGGCUCUGACACUCCUGCGACCACAAAUAAUGGAGCAGCCACUAUUGGGGCUUCUACGGAAGAAACCAGUGCAACCCAAGAGGCUCCAAAGGAUCUAGAGGGAUGUGCGCCUCCGGAGGUGACGGAUGGAGUGGAGAGGAGCAGCACCUGCAACUCCCUCUUUGCAAGCAGUCCUUCACGACGCAAAAACCGGCCCUGUUCCCUUCCGGUUUCCGAGCUGGAGACAGUGAUCGCCUCAUCCUGUGGCGAACCGGAAACACCACGAUCCCACUACAUUCGCAUUCAUCACCUUCUUCAUAGCCUUCCCUCGGCACAAUGCAGACCUCCCAGCCAGGACGAGGAGGUGACAGGGGAGGAAGAUUCUUCAGAUAAGACUCAGGAAACCAAUGGACUGUCACCUACGAUCAAAACCUCAAAAGAUGGCGAGGUGGAAAGACAGGAGGAGGAGGAAGAGGAGGACACAACCCACUCUCCUUCUCAGGUUCCAGAGUGUCCAGGUCCCUGCUGUCGUCGUACUCUUCCACGCAGCCUCUCCAUUGAACGUCUUUCUGAACUUAACCAGCUGCUGGAGGGUGAGGGGGGAGUACAUGAAGCCGUGAGAAGGAUUUCUCCCUCCUGCUUAGAGAGCGAAGAGGGGGAUUCUAGUAACGGAGGAGUUGGAGUAGGUAGAAGAGUUGGUGCACAAAGCACACAAAGACCUCCAGGUGAAAAUGACUGCGAGUUCUGCGACACAUCCUGCUACAGCACCUCCUGCUACAGCACUUCCUGUUACAGUACGUCAUGCUACAGCAACUCAGGCUACGAGGGGCGUGGCCGUUUCUGCAGCCACACGCGCCUCUCCUCCGUGGACAGCAACCGACUGUCCGGGAGCACCAUCUUCUCCUCGCAGGAUGAAGAAGAAGAUGAAGAGAGUGCUUUCGAGUCGGUGCCUGAGGCUGCAGUCCUGCCAGAGGGACAGGAAGAAGGUGGAGCAGGAGGACAGAGGAGGGCAGGGAGGUGGAGGGAGAUAAGGAGGGGAGAGCAGGAAGAGCCAGCUGUGGCAGGGCCCAGUGACAGGAACAGCAAUGGCUCAGACUCUUCCCCUCCUGUUGGCCAACUUCCAGUACUGCGACCCAGCCAUGACCUUAACCAUUUUCCUGCUGCCACUGACCAAGUCUUACCUCCAAACUGGGAAGCUCGCAUUGACAGCCAUGGCCGAGUGUUUUAUGUGGACCAUGUAAACAGGACAACAACAUGGCAGAGACCUAACCACGGCAGCAAGUGCAACCAUGGCAUCCCACGCUCAGGAUCAACCCAGCAAAUGGAGCAACUCAACAGGAGGUACCAGAACAUUCAGAGAACCAUGGCCACAGAAGAGGAAGGAGGGAGUCAGAGAUUAGAGCGCAGUAGCAGCACAGAAACCGAUCCGGACUCUGUACCACCAGGCCCCUCUUCCCCUGUCACUCACCAGAAGAUGAGUAAUCUCUUCCAGUCUCCUGCUGUUAAAUUCAUCACACACCCAGAAUUCUUCACUGUGUUGCACAGUAACUAUGCAGCCUACCGGAUGUUUACCAGCAGCAGUUGUGUCAAACACAUGAUCUUGAAAGUACGCCGUGACGCCAGAAACUUUGAGCGCUACCAGCAUAACAGGGACCUGGUGGUUUUUCUCAACAAGUUUGCCGACAUGCAGCUGGAACUGCCAAGGGGCUGGGAGAUUAAAACUGACCCUCAGGGCAAGUCUUUCUUCGUGGACCACAACAGUCGGGCGACAACCUUCAUUGACCCCCGCAUUCCGCUGCAGAACAGCCGGCUGCCGGGUCACCUUGCACACAAACAACACCUACAGAGACUACGCAGCUACAGCGCAGGGGAGGAAAUGUUUUGGUUGUUGAUCCGGAGAGAACACCUGCUGGAAGGAACUUUUAACCAAGUCAUGGCGUACUCCCGCAAAGAGCUGCAGAGGAACAAGCUCUAUGUCACGUUCCUGGGAGAGGAGGGGUUACCGCAAAAAAAAAAAAAAAGUGUCUUAAUUCGUGUGUGUGUGUGUGUGUGUGACAGGUUCCGUUUCAGUGGCCGUAUCCUCGGCCUGGCUUUGAUUCACCAGUACCUUUUGGAUGCUUUCUUCACGAGACCCUUCUACAAGGCCCUGCUCAGACUACCCACAGAUCUUUCUGACCUGGAGUAUCUGGACGAGGAGUUCCACCAGUCCCUGCAGUGGAUGAAGGACAAUGACAUCACAGACAUUUUGGACCUCACCUUCACCGUUAACGAGGAAGUCUUUGGCCAAGUGACAGAGAGGGAGUUGAAGUCCGGAGGCUCCAAUCUUCAGGUGACCGAGAAGAACAAGAAGGAUUAUAUUGAACGCAUGGCCAAGUGGAGGGUGGAGAGGGGAGUGGUGCAGCAGACGGAGGCGCUGGUCAGAGGCUUUUAUGAGGUUGUUGACUCCAGGCUGGUGUCUGUCUUCGAUGCUCGGGAGCUGGAGUUGGUGAUUGCUGGCACAGUUGAGAUUGAUCUCGGUGACUGGAGGAGCAACACGGAAUACAGAGGAGGUUAUCAUGACGGCCACAUCGUAAUGCGUUGGUUUUGGGCAGCCGUGGAACGAUUCAACAACGAGCAGCGUUUGCGCCUGCUCCAGUUUGUCACGGGAACGUCCAGUGUUCCCUACGAAGGCUUCGCCGCUCUGCGGGGUUCCAACGGCCUGCGGCGCUUCUGCAUCGAGAAGUGGGGCAAGGUCACAUCGCUACCCAGGGCCCAUACCUGCUUUAACCGCCUCGACUUGCCUCCUUACCCUUCAUACACCAUGCUGUAUGAGAAACUGCUCAUUGCUGUGGAGGAAACCAGCACAUUUGGACUGGAGUGAGAGGCACGCUCCGCCUCUCUCCCCCUGGGGAACGCUGGCUGGAUUAAAAUAGAUGAGCUAAUUACACCGUAGAGUUGGCUGGAUCGUACCAGACAAUGGUUUUAGGUCACGGAUGUUUCUAUGUCAAUGUCACGGCGGUGUGCGGUGAAGUCACUCACUUGGUCUCUUGACAGCGAAGCGCACCACGGUCCCACUGAAAAUGUUUUGUUUUCGCCGUUUGGACUGAAUGACGUGACGAGUGUCCUUCAGAAAAUGAAAUGUAUUUAUUAGUAAACAGAGCAGGCAUUAACACACCUUUAUAAAAAAAUAUAUUGCAACAGAUUUAAACAGAUAUAAGAAAUUAAUAUAUGAAACAAUAUAACAACCCCCCACAAGAGAAACACAAGAGAAACUUUUAAUACAAACCUGCAUGAUUAACAUGCAGGUUUGACACCCUGUGAGUUUCUUUGUUAAUUUAACCUUUAUUGAUAUGUGCCAUGGCUGUACAUAUGAACUCUCAGGUAUUUGGCUCUGAUAUAAAUCAUUGUUUAUUUAUACAUACAUAUACAUGACCUAGAAAUGUUGGCUUCAAGGAGUGUUAAAAGAUAUGAUUCAGACGUUAACAGUUGGAACUAGUGAUGGGCAAUACAUUUGACAUGAUUCGAUACCGAUUACUUUUUUGGCGUUUCUUUUCAAUACCGAUAUCGAUACUUUGUCUGGGUUUUUUUUUUCUUCAACUUCAAUAUGUAUUUUUUAUAACAAAUUAGUCAAGAAAUUUCAUUAAUUUUACAAAAUGUAACCUUGCUACCAUUAAGGGACAAAGAUGCCCUUAUCCGAAAAUCAUGAUAAAAUUUUAAUACCUGUUGAUCAACUUCAGUCCUGAUCAGAAAGGCUAGUAAUUAAUUAGUAUCGGAAAUUGAGAGUAAUCGAUACUCAAUCGAUACUCGUAUGAGUAUCGAUAACUCUCAUAAAAUCUACACUCCCAUCACUAGUUGGAACAAUCAUACCCAACAGUUUCUCUCUCCUGGAUUCACCACAGAUCUUAAGAUGUCAAAUAGGUUCAAAUGUUACUUUAUCUGGAUUCACAAGACAAGGUUCCACCUGAGAUAAAGGAACAUUUAGUCGACAGUCGGUGGAUGAACUCGCAACUACUCUACAUGGAUUUUUCGCCACAUCCAAAGGACCUGCACGUGCACUUCUUUGACGAGACAAACGAAAAAAAUUAUGCAACCGUUUCCACCCUCAACUGUGCAUUUAGCCGUUUGCACUGUAUAGUAGUGUUAUAUACAGUGAGUGGUGAGAAUCGGAAUAGAGAAAAUAAUACAUAAACAAAGUACUGGAAAGACCUGACAGUAGGGAUGUCCGAUAAUAUCGAUAUUUUUGGCCUCAUAUUAGCAUAAUUACGUAAUAUCUGUGAGAAUCAUUAUCGGUUUUUUUUCCUCCGAUAAUGAAAACCUGAUAACGAUAUACCUGGGUUCGCCAAAUGUUGUGUGCCCUAAAAAUGGUUUUGGGGAAAAACGGCUGUAUAUGAAAGUGAAAGUCAGUAGAUGGCAGCAUUGCAGCGAAAUGUUGGUGCCAGCAACACAUACAGUGGUUUGUACAGAUAAAUAAAUAAAUAUUACCAGGGUGGGGGGAAAUUGAGAGAGACGCUGCUUUAACCCAUCACUUUAGUGAGCAAUUCUUAAAUUCCUUAACCACCAGGCCACCGACGUCCUGCUAUAUCGUUAUCAGUUAAGAUCGCAAUAAGAAAUGACGUGUUUGGACAAUAUCGGCAUAUUGGAUAUCGGCAAAUAGUUAAUAUCGGACAUCCCUACUUGACAGCAGAAGGUAAUGGUCAGGUUCAGGGUCGGGAGACGCGCUUUCACCGGCUGUGUCUCUGCUCUAUCUAUAACCUAUUGUAGGAUGAAGGUGAUUCAAAAUCAGAAGAGAUUUAAAAAAAAAAAACCUGUGGUGAGAAUCAUAAUGACGGACAAACCAAAGUUAAAGACAUAAAAGAGUCCUUCAACAUUUGUCAAGUAGAUGAAGGAGUAUCUGAUUAUAUAUAGACUUGGCUGCUACUGUAGUUCCCCCAUCCAGAUACUGAAGUACCAACGUGAAUUCAUCAGGAGAGCCCAUGUUUGGACUCCAAAAGGACAGCAAUAUUAUCGACUAACAUUUUACGUCAUGUCCACAAGAUGUUCCUUGUAUCAUGUCAUGUUCCCUUUGUCCAAGUAGCCAAAACAAGGGCUUCUGGGAUUGCUCAUACGGAGACUGCAAGUUCCGUUUUAUGGCUGUGACUUUGUCUGGAUUCUACACGACUGGUGGUGCUAAAAUGUUCACCUCUGGUCCUGCUUGAUUAAAUUGGAGCUUCUUCUUCACAUAUUCCAGUCUUCCACUGAUCAUCACGUCCGUCUUUGUCUGACUUGAGGAUGCUCAGCACAAGGAGCUGGUAC
Messenger RNA from Cynoglossus semilaevis (tongue sole), 7677 nucleotides. It is a transcript of the gene hecw1a, whose product is annotated as HECT, C2 and WW domain containing E3 ubiquitin protein ligase 1a. Lineage: Eukaryota; Metazoa; Chordata; Actinopteri; Pleuronectiformes; Cynoglossidae. Gene Ontology annotation, biological process: ubiquitin-dependent protein catabolic process; protein ubiquitination; regulation of dendrite morphogenesis. The record is from RefSeq and is a predicted model, not a curated record. Gene Ontology annotation, cellular component: cytoplasm. Bases 866 to 5266 code for a protein of 1466 amino acids. Gene Ontology annotation, molecular function: protein binding; ubiquitin protein ligase activity. The transcript has 24 exons.